Molecule: messenger RNA, 1946 nt
Organism: Bombina bombina (fire-bellied toad)
Lineage: Eukaryota; Metazoa; Chordata; Amphibia; Anura; Bombinatoridae
Gene: INTS12
Product: integrator complex subunit 12
Exons: 7
Coding region: 92-1468 (458 amino acids)
Biological process (GO): snRNA 3'-end processing
Cellular component (GO): integrator complex
Source: RefSeq, a predicted model, not a curated record
AUGGAAGGAACGUACCGCUCUGCGCAUCCAUAUCCGGAAAAAGUGAUAUUCCCUGAGUUCUGCUGAUAGUCAGAUUUUCAGGUGUUCAAUCAUGGCAGUUGUAAUAAAUACUGAGCUGGACCCAGUGUUCCUAAAAGCUCUUGGCUACCUCCACUCAAAGAGCAAGGACUCUGCUGAGAAACUAAAGACCUUACUGGAUGAAUCUCUUUGCAAGGGCCUUGACAUCAGCUAUCGGCCUCCUCAGAAGGAUAUUGAGCUGCCUAAAGCAUCAAAACCAAAGGCCGAAGUAAAGUCUAGCAGCAGCACUCCUGUAAGCAGCAUUCUCAGCAAACCUCUUCCACCAGAGAAAGUAAAGAAAGAGGCAGAGAAAAGAACUGCAGAUAAGAUGAAAGUAGAGAUUAUAGACCCCGUGGACAUUCCUAAAAAGCCUCGACUGGAAAAGCCUGAAGCUCACUCCUCUCCAAUCACAGUACAAACCAGUAAAGAUUUAUCCAUACCCGAUCUCUCCAGUUUUGAUGAAACCAGUGCUGAUGAUUUUGCAAUGGAAAUGGGAUUGGCCUGUGUUGUUUGUCGACAAAUGACAGUCUUCUCAGGUAACCAGUUAGUUGAAUGCCAGGAGUGCCAUAAUCUAUACCACCAGGACUGCCACAAACCCCAGGUUACAGAUAAGGAUGUAAAUGACCCACGUCUUGUCUGGUAUUGUGCCCGUUGCACCAGGCAAAUGAAGAGGAUGGCACAAAAGAAUCAGAAGCCUUCACAAAAGCCUGCCCCGACAGCUGCAUCUGCAGCAACACCAGUAGUAAAGGAUCCCUCUGUAAACAAGCCAGAAGUGAAACCAAAGCCAGAUUCUAACAACACAUUUUUAGCUUUCAAAAGAGCAGAGGUCAAGGUUUCAGCUGCAGUUUCAGGAAAUUCGUCCACUACUGGGGUAUCCUCCACAGCUGUUAGUGGCCUCACUGGUUGGGCUGCGUUUGGAGCAAAGACUGCCACUGCUGUGCCAACUAGUUCCAAGUUAGGAACAACAGUCCAGGCUGCCAGUGGGAAACCGCCAACAUUAUCAACAGGGCAGAAACCUGCAGGUGUGUCCAGCCUAGUUUCCAAAGCAGGAUCUAUAUCUAAAACUACAUCUGGUGCUAGCAACACCAGUUCUACCCCACUGAAGCCCCUGCCACCUCUCAUUCUGGGAAAAACAGGGCUGAGCCGUUCUAUGAGCAAUGACAGUGUCAACAAAGUUAGCCUACCCAGCCCAAGCACCACAUCUUCUGCUAGUGCAAACAAUAUUAGCAUCCAGAUGAGCAGCAACAACGGAGGAGGAAGCAGUGCAAGCAGCAGUGGAAGCUCUAGCAGCAAAGUGACUGCGGAACAAUCUGGAGCAAAAGGCCCCACAUCUCAAGAAUCUCAGCUAAAUGCAAUGAAAAGGCUCCAAAUGGUAAAAAAGAAAGCUGCACAGAAAAAGCUAAAGAAAUGACCAUGUAUAAGUCAUGCUGAGACUCUGAUUAAUGCAAUUCAUAUACAUGUGUCUAACAUAUAGACUUAGUGACCAUUAUUUUCUGGACUGGAAAAACAAAAGACAAUUGUGUAAGCUAUAUCUUAAUAGUAAAAAGUUGUCAGGUUUGUUGUAGUAAUUGGAGGAAAUAAUCAUUUUAACCACUCAAAAUGAGGAAAAAUAAGAAGCGGAAGAAAUAUAUCACUUCUGGGGGAAACAAAUUAGUUUUUUCUUUAGCUCCCUACACAGAAGCACUUUGUGAAUCUAAAACUAUUAAGUAAGCAAGCGAGAUCUAUGCCUGAAACCCACUUAUGUAUUUUUACUUGUGUGCCUGUUUUGGAAAGAGAAAUGCUGGUUAGGAGAUGUUAAAGGAACAUUGUACUGUACAAUUUUCUCCCCUUUACUGCCUUUUCUUAGAUCCAUUUUACCUGCUGGAGUGUAAUAAAUGAUUUACAAAUAA